This is a messenger RNA of Strongylocentrotus purpuratus (purple sea urchin), 4485 nucleotides long. Its product is annotated as proline-rich protein 36-like. Gene Ontology annotation, molecular function: ubiquitin binding. The record is from RefSeq and is a predicted model, not a curated record. NCBI's taxonomy places the organism in Eukaryota, Metazoa, Echinodermata, Echinoidea, Camarodonta, Strongylocentrotidae.
GUACAUGUCAGCUGUCAAAGCAAAUGGCGCCGAUGGGCUAACGACAUUUCCAUCGCCAAGGCAUCAGGUCAACCAGGAUGUUUACAUGAAACUUUGAUGCCUUAAGGAUGAUUCCUACAAGUAUGAUAUGACCCAGGAGACCGAUUGAGAUCAUUUCAAAUAGUCUGCACAGUAGGACACAUCAUCUGGAUGCACGCAGACCCCUACAAAUAGAUGCUUAGAGGCACCUAACCCAAGAAUAGGGGAAACGGAAAAGUGAAGAAGUACUUCAUGAUUUUGAGCGGAUUUUGUUGUAGUUUGUGAUACAGAUAAUGAAAACACGAAGUAGAAGAUGAUGAUUAAAUUCAUGACGGAGCCCUGACAUGUUUCCAUAACUUGUUUGGUUGGUGAAAAUAAGAAUCUUGAGUGUAGUUUAAUAAACAUUAGGUGAUGUGGGAAACUGGGAAUGGUGAAAGUGAUUUUUGUUUUGCAGCUGUGCAUGUCGAUUUAGCACACAUGUUCAUGAAGUGUCAUUAUUGAGGAAGAAUAGAGCUACACGUAUUAGCAAGUGGAAACAGUUUCUUAAACUUUGAGUCCAGGUAUUCACCCAUUUCAAAAUGGCUUCCGCUGGAGGGUCGUCCAGCAGCAAGAAGAACAAGAAGAAGAGGCACAGCGCCCCCGUCGUCUCGUCCCCAAACACGAUCUCGUACGGACCACCACCAACGCAGACGGUUACCAACCCCGCCAUGCCGGUGCAACUGCCAGGUUACCCCGUGCAACCAGGACUUUACGCCCCUGAGGGGUACCCAUUACAGACCCCGAGUGGAUACCCUGCUCCCUUCCCUGCAGGGGGUGUUCCCAGGAUGGCAGUCCCGACCCAACCCAUGAUGCCACUACCACAGAGGCCACAACAGCAGCCACAACUGCAGCCACAACCGCAGCCACAACAGCCACCACCUCAGAGGCAACUGGACUUUAGUCAGGCGAUGGCUGACUUCAAGGGCAUGUUUCCAAACAUGGAUCUAGCUGUGAUUGAGACCGUUCUGAGGUCUAACAGCGGCAAGGUAGAUGAGACGAUCGAUCAGCUGUUGAAGCUUAACGCUGAUAUACCUGAGACUGCUCCAGCACCACCACCACCACCUGUUAUGCAGCCCUCAACCGGUUUCCCUGUACCCCCUUCACAGCUUCCACCAGAGAUGUUAGGUAAUUUCCUAGAUGAGCCCCCUCCUUACUCGCCUCCGGAAGCAGACAGUCCAUUCUCUAGGUUCAACAGCAACACCCCUCCUCAAUCCAAUACCCCUACCACACCAGCACCACCCGUACCCGUAGCUCGCAGUCGUGACCCUACCACCGUUCAACGUACCCCUCCUCAGGGCCCGCCCCUCGGAGGACGCAGAGCUUGGGGGGAGAGGAGAGCGUCAGCAGUGCCACAAGGGAGAACUACAGGAACGUCAUGCAGCGAAUGGGGGACCUACAGACCUCGGGAAUGGAACCCUCCUAUGGUGGGCAACCUUCCUACCGAUUUCUUGAGGUUGUCCGUUUCAGGAGGAGGAGACUCGCCCUCAAGUACGCCUUCACCCUCCACUGAAACAUCGCAGCUUGGGAUGGCUCCAGGUAUCAAGCAGAAAUUAGAUGAAAACACCAACAGACGGAGAUCACUAGGUCAGAACAAUGCAGAGUCCCACCGGAUGCUGGAAGAUGAGAAGCUUGCACUGAUGAUGCAGAAUGAGGAGUUCCUUCGUCAGCUCCAGCAGGACCCAGAAUUCUUGUCAGCACUCGAGAGAGAUUACCAUGAUGCUUUACGUGAGGGACGGACCACAAGCAAUACAGCACCAACUACAGCUGCCACACCUACGCCAUCACCCAUUUCUCCUCCCCCACGCCCCUCGCUAGCCCCCGUUCACCGGCAGCCCCCACCAGACAUGGCCAAUCGCCCCCUCCCUGCUACCCCGGGUCCAGAACUCCCUGCUAGACCCUCCAGGAUGAAGAGAGAAAGCAGUGGUUCUUCCUUGCCGUCCUCCAGUGCAGGAGGUAGCAGAGGGAUGACGAAUGGAGCGACAAGUGCCUCUGGAGGAUUAUCUGUGGAAGACAUUGAUUUUAGGAAUAAACUCAAUCAUAUGGGAAAAUCUUCUAAGACAAAAUUAUUUCAGCAGGCGGGAAGAUUUCAGAAGAAAAAGAAAGCCUCCAAGAAAUACGAGACAGAAGGUGGUGCUAGUGAUGCUUUGCUGGGCGGUGAAAGCCUCUAUGAAGAACUUAAGGAUAAUGAUCUCGCUCAUGAAGUAAAGAAGAGAUCAUCUAAGAAAAGACAUUCCUUUGGGCGACAGCGUUCCUUGUUAACUUAUGAAGAGUGUGAUCCCAACUUCUUCUCAAGAUGAAAAAUGGAAAACAGUAAAAAAAUUCACAGGGGGAUAUCAAAGUUUGUGACCUUAUAGCAACAUUGUACACAUCGGUGCUCUAAGGCUUCUCCGCAGGACGGUGUUUAGCCUCGGUCCUGAUUGAGUGACAGUGGUCUUGCAGAGUACCAGGGGAUUGCUUCAGGAUGAUUGGAGCAAUAUUAUACUGGUUCACCCAUUGUCUGCGUGAAUCAGCCGGACCCUGUAGGGAGCCUAUGAGGAAAAGAGAAUCCUGCAGUCAGCGGGUUAAAAAGUAUGUACAUGGUGUAUGCAUUGCCAAUCAUGACAUAUAUAUUACCCUUGCCGGGGAAACUUUACACUCAAUAUUUCUUUUCCGAAAUCCCUCACAUGUGGCAUUGGCACCAAGGGUAAUUUGUACCGGCGAGGACCCUGGAAUGGAUUAACCCUCGCAACGCCAGCAAAAAUUGAAAAGCAUCUAUAUUUUGCAGGAUAUUGGUAUAUUUCAAGUCGUUAAAGACUUGUCGGUUGUCUGUUGCUGCAAGGAACUCACAUGCUCGUUAUGGGAUGCUACAAAUCUAUGUUGUCUAUGGAGUAAAGAGGCGAGCUAGGAACAAUGUCUCAAGUAUUCCGAGAGGUUGAAUCACAAUAGUAGAGAUAUAUUAUAGGGCCUUUUCUUCACAGCACCAAGCUUUCGACUUUGUACACAGUAUAUUUUUGUAGACAACCAAAUUCAAGUUUGUGUAGAUGUAGAAUUAGAAAACUUUGGUAUAUGACAUUUUGUAAUAUGCUCUUUGACAACUUCCAUCUAAGACUCCCAUCGUACUUUAUUGCACAAAUAAAGCUUUUAGAACGUUUGUUUAUUGUAAGAUUAGCUAUAAUUUGUUUACAUCCUAUCCAUUGGAAAGCAAUCACGAUGCAUGAUACAUUGGGAUAUAUGUGCUGGAGCUAUGUUAGUUAUCGGUUUUAAUUCAAGGAAGUCUUCAAAAAAUAGAAUAGUGUCACAAAGAUUGUGCAAAUUUUGUUUACAACAUGACCUUCAAUAGGAUAUUCUGCUCUCUCUCUCUCACUGAAUACUGUUUAACUCAAACUGUCAAAAAAUGAUCUAAUAGUGCGCUGUAAAACCACAACAUUUUUACAAUCAUGAAAAUUUCAUCCAAUUUUACCAGUUGUUGAGAUUGAAAAAAGUUUCCUGCUUCGUAAUGUUUUAAUCGCAACUGACACAACACUGAAUUUUUGCAAUCCUCAAAAAUGGCUGCAGUUUGCAAUUCACAAGUUUGUAAGUCAAGAUAGUGUCCAUGUUGUUUUGUAAUAGAGAAGAGAUCCAGAGAUGACCAAAGUUUCAAACAUUUUGACAGUACUGUGCAUGAUCCAGUUUAUAAACUUACUUAUAUUAUUUAAAGCACAUGUAGGUAUAUAUUGUUGCUUUGAAAGCAAGAAGGAGUAGUUGUGGACAUGAAGCAAGUUCUUAAAGAUGGCUUCUAAUAAACGUAGCAUAUAGUUUCUUCUCUGCCCCAGUUAUAUAUGUCAUCAUACUACAGUGUAUAUUUAUUAUAUUCAAACCUGUACUUAGCACUUCUUGAGUCAGUACUCUUUGUUCUAUUGUAUUCUAAAAUUCAUUCAUUCCAUUUUUUCUGUUACACUUCCUUUUACAACUCAGUUUAGGACUAUUUUCAUGAAUAUUCUGCAUUAUAAUUAAGAUGUUGAAUAGUAAUUAAUUGGGGCAUUUAAUCUAAUAUAGUGCCUUGAAUCGUAUUCAAAUCCUAGUACUUCUUUAAAUAAUUGAAACGAAUGAUUGUCACCUUGCUUAUUUGUUAGCAAUAUAAAUUGUAUAUUCUAUAGCCUCAUUCACAUAUGACUAGUAAACUGCCACAAAAACAAACAAAAAACUGCAGUAAAAUAUUUUGAAAAGGGUAGUUUGCGUCAUAUUUCUGUAUCUUCAAAAUGUAUAGAUACAUUUAGAUUUAAGUGAGUUUGUGUAGUGGCCUUUGUUGCAUUUAGGAUGAUGUAGCUUUAAAAAAAAAUUACCCAGAUUACUAUUCAUUUCCAAGUAAAGUGGUUGUAUUUUUGCUGCAGAUUUCUUUUUUUUUAAAGCGAGUUUACGGCAUCGUGUGUGAGCAGGGCUUAACUUUGGAUCUUACUGCCUUGCCGAGAA